Drosophila kikkawai is the source of this 1139-nucleotide messenger RNA. RefSeq names its product E3 ubiquitin-protein ligase RFWD3-like. Gene Ontology annotation, cellular component: nucleus. NCBI's taxonomy places the organism in Eukaryota, Metazoa, Arthropoda, Insecta, Diptera, Drosophilidae. Gene Ontology annotation, biological process: protein ubiquitination; interstrand cross-link repair. Gene Ontology annotation, molecular function: ubiquitin-protein transferase activity. The record is from RefSeq and is a predicted model, not a curated record.
UUCACUAACAAACAGGACAUUGUUAUAAUUUAUUCAAAUAUUACCGCCAUUGAUAUUCGCAUCGAUACUAUCGCGAUAGUCGAGCUUAUUGCGUUGCAGUCGAUCCCCGAUUAAUGUACCGGGCUGCCAACUCUGCCAUUUUAUUGCGUUUUGUGUAAUUGAAUGCACAAAGACUAAAGUUCGCACACGUGUUUUAGAAAGGGGAAGAACUGCAUCACAAAGAGGUAGAUUUACAAUGUCCCAAAGGCCAACAUCGUCGCAGAACAUGAAGCGCGGAAGCUCUUCCUCCGGCGAAGCUCCACUAUCGCAGCAGAUGAAGCAGAAUGCUCAGAAAAUGAACGAUUUGGUGGAGGAGCUGCAACAGGAGAACUCCGGGCGCAACCGGCAGCCGGAGCGCCACAACAUCCAUAUGGAGCAGUUCAACCGGGAGCGCGAGGGCAUUCUACUGCAGCUGCAACAGGAAAUGUCCAACUAUGCGACCAUUCAGGAAAAGUUUCAGGAGCAGGAGAAGUCAAUGCAGUUAAUUAUUCAAGAACUGGAGAGCGACCGCUUGGCCUUGUUAGACGAGCUUGCGGUUAAUGAUGUCAUGAGCGCGGACAGCAUUGACGACCUAAGCGAGGAGCUGAAUGGACUAAAUGACAAGCUAAAUGGGAUGACCGAGGACACCUCAUGCCCUAUCUGCAUGUCCCAGUGGCAGGCUGAGGGCGGCCAUCGUCUGGUGUCGCUGCGCUGCGGUCAUCUCUUUGGGAACAGUUGCAUCCGCACGGCUCUGCGUCGUUCGCGUCAGUGCCCUAUCUGCAUGAAACGGGCUCAUCCUGCCGACGUGCGAAAGAUCUACGGCAGUGCCGUUUUUCCAAAUUGAAUAUUAGCUGCGAUUAUUGGAAUCCUGAAUCUGAACAGCAUUUCGCUUAUCUUAAGUUUUUAUUUCCCUAAUCUACGAAUGAGAUUGAAUUUCAUAACUUGCUACCAAAAGUAACAAGAUCUCUGUAAACAAAACUGUUUAAAAAUGAUGAGGCGUGCCAACUAAGCAUAUUUAAAAGACACUAAAUAACCAAAUGAACUGGGUUUCUCAAAUUAAUUUUAAAGCAUAUGAAUAUGUAAAGUAUUUGCUUUAUAAUAAACAAUGUUCUUGAACACUA